GUUGAACACGAUUCCUUCAAGGACUAGUUUUUGAACUGAGUAUAUUCAUCAACAUUUUUUUAUUCAACCACAUCGCAUUGACGUCAGAGUAUACUACUAAACAUACAAAAGGGCUGAAUAGAACUAUAGAAUUUAUUAUUACGAAAGGUAAUUCGUGAAUUACUAAAUCCUAAUAACGCAUACAUAUUGUAUCGAGAUUAAUAUGCCAGACUAUUGUAUGGAGAAGACGUGUGGAGCAAGGGAAACCGUACAUACUAUAACUAUGGGGAUGGAGCCAGUAAGAAAAGAUGAAUCUAAAGACUGUACGUGUAUGCGGAGACGAAGAAACGCAUUGCCACAUAUUUUCUCUGGAUUCGAUACAUCAUCUAUAGAUUCAUUAAUAGACACAUUGAUAGCAAACUGGAACCUGGCAAUGCGUAAUUCGGACACUAAUUGCGCAAUGGAUUCUAGCCCCCGUGGAUCUUUUAAUACGAAAGACAUGAAACAGUCACUGAAGGAGUGUAUAUGUGACUAUGGCAACGGUAUAUGUGACCAUAGCAACGGAAUCUGUGACCAUAGCAACUUGAGGCAAGAUGCUGCUUCGUUGUCGCCAAGGAUGAGGAGGAACGCUGUGCAUAAUUUAAUAGAAGGAAUGGAUCCCGUCUCAUUGGUCCACCUUCAGGAUUUGUGGGAACGUAGAAUGGAGGCCCGGGACCCGAAAAACAAUGAACUUGAUAUUUAGUAGGGUCUAAAAACUGUUUAUUCGGGACCUACUUGCCGCCUAUGAUAAUUUUAUGACAUGUAUUCCACGCGUGUUUCUGUGAUUCGCCUGGCAAUCGGCAUUUCUACAAACUGACUUUCAAAUAUUAUAGCCAUUGGUUUAAUCAUCAGACUCACAGAGUAUGGACUUUAUAUACUCGAGCAAUGAGCUGACCAUUGGUAUAUACUGACUGUCUAUAUUUAUUUAUAGUGUACUUAUUUAUAUAAAAUAUUGAUAUUGCUCAAUGUUGAGACUGGAUCUCAUGAUGAACAGACAUAGGCCGAAUAAAAAUGACAAUUUGAUAUUUGUUAUUUAUAAGAUGUACGUGUACAUGUGUAGCUCAAAAUGGUGAUAUUAGUUUUUAUCUAAAUUAAAUUAUUAAAUCAAAUUAU
This is a messenger RNA of Owenia fusiformis, 1131 nucleotides long. The record is from the annotation of a GenBank genome assembly. NCBI's taxonomy places the organism in Eukaryota, Metazoa, Annelida, Polychaeta, Sabellida, Oweniidae.